UGCUUUGCUUUGCUUUAUUACAUGUUGAUGGUUCAUAUUUUACUAGUCAAACUUGCCAAAAAUGUAAUAAGUCCAAGUUAGUGGGCUACUAUAAAGAUCAUAACUAAUUGAGUAUUGUUAUUAGGCACUAAUAGUGUCUAGCACUAUGACGCUCUGCGAUUAAUUAACGAUAUUUUUUAAAAUUAUUAUAUUAAAUUAUGUGGGAUCCGAUACUUAAUUGAACUAAUAAUAGUAUGACAACAAUAAAGUGCUAGACACCAUUAGUGAUUUUUAAUAUUUCUCUAACUAAUUGUUGUAAAACCUUACAUAAAUAAUCACAUAUUAGUAUUAAUAAUGCUCAACACUAUUAUAUAUUAGAGUCUUUGUCAAUUAUUAUUAGUAAUUUUUUAAAAUAAAUUAUUAAAUUAAAAUAUAGAAAAAUCAAUACUUAAUUACAUUAAAAACACCAUAAAUAACUUUUAGCAUUUUUUUCAUAAAUAAUUGUCAAUGAUAAACUACAAUCAAUUACUACUACUACUAAUCAUUUAUUCACAAUUAUUAGCCUAAUUGAUGAAGUUAAGGUCAUCUUGAAUCCUUUAUAAUAGCAAAUCAAUCCCAAAAACAAGUACAAAAUUUCUUUUAAAGACAUUAAAAGCACCAUUAAAGAGAGCAUAUAUUGAGGAAUGGUGUGUGUGAAACUGUGAAAUGACAUUGCUUUAUAGUCAAGCAAGGUGAACUAUCAAAUCAAUUAUGUAAUUAAGAAACCACCAUGACCAUGUUCAUGCAAAAAUACCUAAUUACGAAAAGUUGACCAAAACCCACUUUAGCUAAUGCUUAAGCAACAUAUAUAAAUAUAUUUGUAUUAUUCAAUAAAGUGAUUUAACCUAAACUUUAGGCUCAACUCCACCCUUCUCCCCACUUCACAAACUUUAAUACACGCUUCUUAUUAUGCCUCAAAUUGCAUAAUACUAGCCUUAUUUUGAGGAAAAAUAAUACCCCAAAAGAGAAAAACACCCAAAUGAGAAAACUUUAAUGAUGUUUAUCUUUUCAUAUAGAAGGAAAAAAAGUCAAAAUCUUUCUUAGUCUCAAAACUUCAUUUCAUAUAAGAAAUAAAGGGUUUUCUCUCAUUUUUUUGAAAGCCAUACCCAAACCCAAACCUCUCUCAAAAGAAAGAAAACACACAUUAUUUUUCUUUCUAAGCCUUUUUCUCUAAAUUAGAAUGCAAAACCAAAUGGUACUAAGAAACAACAAAACGACAGAUCGUCGAGGCUUCAUACUCUACUCCUUGUUCUUCAUUUGUUGUCUUUGUGCUUUGGCUUCGAUUAAUGAAGUUCGUUUCGAUAAGUACCUCUUAAAAUUAGGUCGUUGUCCUCAACAGAACGACACCAACCAUUCUAUGUCGUUUAACAACAACAACUCUUCAGACAAAGAAGAUAACAAAAACGACGAAAUUCGCAUACUCAUAGGGAUAUUGACUCUACCUGACCAAUACCAUCGCCGCCACUUCCUCCGCCUAAUCUAUGGCACACAAUCACAACCGGCUGGAGCCAGAAUCGAUGUCAAAUUCGUCUUUUGCAACCUAACAAAAGAAGACCAAAAAGUCCUAGUAGCAUUGGAAAUAAUGAGACACGACGACAUCAUAAUCCUCGAUUGUAAAGAGAACAUGAACAAAGGUAAAACCUACACUUACUUCUCUAGUUUACCCGAAAUGUUAAACGACACAACAAACAAAGAUUACCCUCCUUACCAUUAUGUCAUGAAAGCCGACGACGACACUUAUUUUCGACUCGAAAACUUAGUGGAUUCACUUAGAGGUGCAUCAAAAGAAGACUUGUACUAUGGUUAUGUGAUCCCUUGUCCUAGUAUGGACCCUUUUAAGCAUUACAUGUCAGGAAUGGGAUACAUGGUUUCAUGGGAUAUAGUUGAAUGGAUUAGGGAAUCUGAGAUUCCUAGGAAUCACUUAGAAGGGCCUGAAGAUAAGACUUUUGGUGAUUGGAUUAAAGAAGGGCAUAGAGGUAAAAAUAGAAUUAAUGCUAAAUGGUCAAUGUACAAUUAUCCAGAGCCAAGAACUGGGUGUACACAUGAACUUUGGCCUAAUACUAUUGCUGUUCAUUUGUUGAAGAAUCAAGAAAAGUGGAUUAGGACACUUAAUUAUUUUAAUGUUACUCGUGAUUUAAAGCCUUCUAAGCUAUAUCAUAUACCUUAAUUAUUAGUACUAUAUAUAUAAAAAUAUACAAUUUGUUUAUUUUGUUUUUUUUUUCUUUCAUUGUUAUUAAUUAUUAAUUUGAUGGGAACUAUAUUUGUUAUACAAAAUUGAAUUUUGGUCAUUAUAAUUCAUUGUUUUGCCAAUUUGAUCUCUCUUCUCUCUCUCUUUUCUAUUAGUAAGAAAGUGGAAUAUUGAUUUUUUGAUUUAUUUAUAAGAAUAUUUUCUUCAAUUGUAUGUUAAUUUUAAAAAUAUCUCAUAAAUUAUGAGUUGAAUACAUAUUUUGUUUAGGAAAAAAGAUGAAUUUUAAUUUGUUGAUUA
Molecule: messenger RNA, 2503 nt
Organism: Cannabis sativa
Lineage: Eukaryota; Viridiplantae; Streptophyta; Magnoliopsida; Rosales; Cannabaceae
Exons: 1
Coding region: 1199-2185 (328 amino acids)
Cellular component (GO): Golgi membrane
Molecular function (GO): hexosyltransferase activity
Source: RefSeq, a predicted model, not a curated record